This is a messenger RNA of Brassica rapa (field mustard), 1477 nucleotides long. Its product is annotated as probable fructokinase-6, chloroplastic. Gene Ontology annotation, cellular component: chloroplast stroma; cytosol. The record is from RefSeq and is a predicted model, not a curated record. Gene Ontology annotation, biological process: fructose metabolic process. NCBI's taxonomy places the organism in Eukaryota, Viridiplantae, Streptophyta, Magnoliopsida, Brassicales, Brassicaceae. Gene Ontology annotation, molecular function: fructokinase activity.
CCAAAUUUAGAACGUCAAUCAUUGCCUUCGGUUCCUCCGCUCCUUCUCAGUUUCCUCUUAAACCGCAUAAAAAAAACAAGAACGCGUCUCCCAAACGCAUCUUCCGAAUCUCUCCGACAAUGGCUCUCCAAGCCACUACUUCUACGUUCUCCUUCUCCGCUCCUACUUUCCGAUCAACUCCUCCUCACGCAUUAACCUCAAAGCGUCGUCUCUCCAUCACAGCUUCUUCUUCAGGACUCUCUUCUCCUCCCCUCCUCUCGCUUUCACGAUCUAAUCUCAAAGGAAGAGCCUUUGCUAGUGAUGGCUCAACGCAAGAGUCUCCCUCUGUGGUCUGUUUCGGAGAAAUGCUUAUCGACUUCGUACCAACCACAAGUGGGCUUUCUCUGGCCCAAGCACCAGCUUUCAAAAAGGCUCCAGGUGGUGCCCCUGCUAAUGUCGCCGUUGGUAUCGCUCGUCUCGGUGGCUCUUCAGCUUUCAUUGGCAAGGUUGGGGAAGAUGAGUUUGGUUAUAUGCUUGCAAACAUCCUCAAGGACAACAAUGUGAACAACGAAGGCAUGCGUUUUGAUCCUGGCGCCAGAACUGCUUUAGCUUUCGUCACUCUGACAAAUGAAGGCGAACGUGAGUUCAUGUUCUAUCGAAACCCCAGCGCCGACAUGUUGUUAGAAGAGUCUGAGCUUGAUUUGGAUUUGAUUAAAAAGGCGAAGAUAUUCCAUUACGGUUCGAUAAGUCUGAUCACGGAACCGUGCAAGUCAGCUCACAUAGCUGCGGCGAAGGCAGCUAAGGAAGCUGGUGUGAUUCUUUCGUAUGACCCUAACCUUAGGCUCCCCUUGUGGCCUUCUGCUGACAACGCUAGAGAUGAAAUCCUCAGCGUUUGGGAUACUGCUGAUAUUAUUAAGAUUAGCGAAGAGGAGAUUGAGUUUCUAACGAAAGGAGAAGAUCCUUAUGAUGAUUCUGUCGUCAGGAAGUUGUUCCAUCCUAAGCUGAAACUACUCCUUGUUACUGAAGGUCCUGAAGGUUGUCGGUACUACACAAAGGAUUUUAGCGGGAGAGUGCAUGGGUUGAAGGUGGAAGUAGUGGACACGACAGGUGCUGGAGAUGCGUUUGUUGCUGGAAUACUAUCUCAACUAGCAUGUGAUCUCUCUUUGCUUCAGGACGAAGAAAGACUGAGAGAAGCUCUAAUGUUUGCGAAUGCGUGUGGUGCCUUAACGGUGAAGGAGAGAGGUGCAAUACCGGCACUUCCUACUAAAGAAGCUGUACUUGAGGCCCUACUCAAAGCCGUCGUCUAAAAUCAAAAAAACAAAGAGAAAAUGAGAAAGCAGAUUCAGAUUUUUGUUCAUCAAAUCUGUAUUGGUUGUUUCUUGUAACAUAGCUGUAUGUUAUUAGUGUAUUCUCAAAUUGUUACUAUGCUAGCAGCUAACUAAACUAGCCUGUUUUGUCAAGUCAAGAGGUAUUUAAAAGAAAAAACUAUUUCUUUGCA